This is a messenger RNA of Malassezia japonica, 3276 nucleotides long. RefSeq lists its product as uncharacterized. Gene Ontology annotation, biological process: calcium ion transmembrane transport; intracellular calcium ion homeostasis. Gene Ontology annotation, molecular function: calcium:proton antiporter activity. NCBI's taxonomy places the organism in Eukaryota, Fungi, Basidiomycota, Malasseziomycetes, Malasseziales, Malasseziaceae. Gene Ontology annotation, cellular component: membrane; endomembrane system. Bases 1 to 3276 code for a protein of 1091 amino acids. The transcript has a single exon. The record is from RefSeq and is a predicted model, not a curated record.
AUGCACCGCUCGGAGAGCGCGCGUCGCUCGCGUCGCUCGUUUGUGCACUCGGAAGACUCUGCGUCCAACAUUCGCCGUGCGAGCCUGGCGCCGACGAUCCGUGAGCAUCUGGACGACAACGAGGACGUCGAGUCUUUUGAGCGACGCGACGAUGAGCACAAGGCACGCGACCGUGGCGAGGCGCUCAUCCGCCACCGUAUGCGCGAGCGCAAGCGCGAGAAGCUGAAGAAGCAGAAAGAGCUUGGAAAUGACCUCGGCCGCUCGUACACGCCCGAGAGCGUCGACAGCCAAAUGCGCGGGAGCCAGGCGAACUCGGCCAUACAGAGCCAUGACUACUUCCCUGAUUCAAUGCGCAGCCCCAAGUCGAUGCGUCGUCCGGAGCACCCUGCAAGCACACAAGGAGACGACACCAUGUCCAAUGACGACGAUGAUGAGCCAUAUGAAAACGAAAUGCCCUUUGAUGACGACGACGACGAGGAGCACGGCGACGGCGACGAGGACGACGAGGACCUAGAGUACACUCUGAAGGACCGUCAGGAUGCACUCAACUUUGAACAUCCCUUUGGUUUGCCGAUCUGGAAGCCUGCGCUCUACAAGAAGUCGCGCUCCAUUACGCGCACGGCCGACUCGGCGCUCAAGUGCAUGCCCGGCCAGGACCACGGCAGCAAGGUCCUGCCUGGCAACAUUUUCUGGUUCGUCUUUUUUGGGAUCUGGCUCGGUGCGCUUUGCUUUAUCCUCUCUGGUCUGCUGCGCCUUGUGCCUCGCGGCGGUGCGAUGUACUCGCGUGUGUUGUACGGCCUUGCUACUUAUAUCAUGUGGCCGUUUGGCAACUAUGUCGAGCUGGAGUGCACGCACCAGAGCGGCGAUCGCCACGGCCCUUGCCACUGGGCGCAUAUCCAUGAACAUGAUGUGAAGGACGAUGACAGUGACAAGACACUGAAUGCCAACAACGAGCCCGAAGAGGGUACGCUUCUGCUGGACGGCGCGGGCUCGUCCACGAACCCAUCGUACGGUGCCGCGACCUGCAACGAGGACGAUGCCGACGAGGACGACACGCCGCCGACGGAGGAGGAGCGUAUCGCCUCGGAGCGCGGUGUGUACCACUAUGUCUACGACGACCACGGAAGCGACGUCGGCGUGACAAAGCGCUGGGUGGGUAUUAUCGUCUACGCCAUUGUAUAUACCCUGAUUCUCUUCCCAGUGCUGGGUCUGGUGUGCCUACUGUGCUGGGGCCUUGUCGUGACGAUCCCCAUGGCCAAGCUUACUUGGGUCCUGAUGAAGAACAUGGCGACACAGCCGCUCGCGAUGCACUUCCGCUCGCCGCUCCAGAUCGACACUACCGUGAUGCGCGUCAAGGGCGCGGACGACGGCAACGCGCACGAGGGAGUCCAGUAUCCUCUGCGCGCUGGCCAGAUUGCGCCGCGUCUCAAGGCAAAGCACCGCAAGAAGGGCACCAGCAAGCGCCGCAGCAUGAUUCUCCUGUGCAACUACCGCGCGGUCGGCAAGGAAUACUUCAAGUACACGAUCGGCGGCGUGAAUAUCCUCUUUAUCAACACGCUCCCGAUCGUCUUCUUUACGAUCUUUGCCUUCUUCCUCCUGCGUCCUUUCCUGAAGAAGCACGACAUUGUCGAUGGCAUCUUCCCGUGGGUCACGAGCGAUGGCAUGAUCUUCUUUCUGUCGCUGUGUAGCGUUUUGCCGCUGUCCUACUUUAUUGGCAUGGCAGUCGCGAGCAUCAGCACACAGAGCAGUAUCGGUAUGGGUGCGGUGAUCAACGCCACCUUUGGUUCGAUUAUCGAGCUACUCCUUUACUCCAUUGCGCUGACCCAAGGCCGUGCGGGGCUUGUUGAGGGGUCUCUGAUCGGAUCGAUCCUCGCUGGUGUCUUGCUCAUGCCGGGUCUCAGUAUGUGCUCGGGUGCGACGCGCCGGAAGGAACAAAAGUUCAACGCACAGUCGGCGGGCGUGACCAGCACCAUGCUGAUCAUGGCCAUCAUCGGUAUUCUAACGCCGACCAUCUUUUACCAGAUCUAUGGCACGUUUGAGCUGCAGUGCAGUGGCUGCCCCGACCGCACGCACGGCCCGGAAGACAGCUGGAUGUGCCGCCAGUGCUCGUACGAGCACCUGUCGCCGGUCAAGGACCCCUUCUUCCAGACGAACGUCAAGGGUCUGAUCUACACGUGUGCCGUCGUGCUGAUUCUUGCGUAUGGAGUUGGUCUGUGGUUCUCGCUGCGUACGCAUGCCUCACAGAUCUGGAACAAUGCCCAGCCUGUGCCUCAGACGCCUGCAAAUGCCAUGCCGGAGCACAUGCCGCCAGGUCUGCACCGUGCCUCUGUAUAUAAACGCAUGAUGCCGGCGCAUGUCAUGCAACAGCUGCUUCCUUCACACCAGAAGCGCGAUGCGAGCCUGGAUACGCAGGACGCACAUCGCGCUCACGACGCCGUGCAAUCGUUGUCUGCCGCCAGCGAGGCCCCACGCGAAGAGCCGUGGCAUCUGCCGCCGGCGCAUGAGCCGCAUGAGCCGCAUGAGCCGCAUGAGCCGCGCCACCAGGGCACACGCGAAGGCGAGCAAGGCAGCAAGAAGGCCUCUGCCGAAGACGCUGUGGCGGAAGCGGCGAUGCGCAUGUACCAGUACAUCUUCAACCAGCAAAAGUCGGCGCAACAGCAACAGCCUGUGCACGACGACGAGGAAGACGAGGGCUCCGGUGGUCAUGAUGCGCCAUCGUGGAGCCGCAUGACUGCACUUAGUGUGCUGCUUGGAUGCACGGUGCUCUAUGCCAUUAUCGCCGAGAUUCUUGUGGAUGUCGUGGAUGUUGUGGUGAAGGGAUCCGGCCUGCCCGAAAAGUUUAUUGGUGUGACAAUUUUUGCAUUGGUGCCCAACACGACGGAGUUCAUGAAUGCGAUGAGCUUUGCCAUCAACGGCAACAUUGCGCUCUCCCUCGAGAUCGGUUCGGCCUAUGUGCUCCAGGUGUGUCUUAUUCAAAUUCCGGUGCUGGUCGGUUUCAGCGCAUGGUACAGCUCGUCGCACUCGUUCCCGCCGGGCACGAUUGAGGACCACAUGUUCACGCUCAUCUUCCCUCGUUGGGACAUCAUUGCGAUCCUCUUGUCGAUUUUCCUGUUGACGUACACCUACAUCGAGGCGAGGAGCAACUACCACCGUGGUAGUAUCCUCAUCUUAGCCUACAUCGUCUUUGUCGCUGGAUUCUUUUUUUCGCCGAGUCACGACCCUGAUGCUUUUAUUCCGGACACGAAGCCAGGUGUUAUGUCAUGGGUUCUUUCGUAG